AUGUCCGAGAUCGCCGAGAAAAGCUUGAAUGGAGAGGUACUGGAGCUCGACCCCAGCAGACUACCAUGGACUGAAUCCGAAGAACGACGAGUCCGUCGCAAAAUCGAUUUCAUCCUCCUGCCUAUCUUAGGCCUCGCCUUCUUCGCCCUGCAGCUCGACCGUGGCAACAUCAGCACGGUCCUGACCUCAACAAUCACCUCAGACCUCAACAUUACCACUAACAAGAUCAACGUCGGUUCCCAGCUGCUGUCCGCCGGGAUUGUGCUCACCGAACUUCCAUCCAACAUUUUACUGCAGAGGUUCGGCCCUAAAUGGUGGUUGUCGUUCCAGCUGCUCGCUUGGGGCCUCGUGGCCACCUUCCAGGCGUUUGUGUCCAACUACGCCUCGUUCCUCGCCACGCGACUACUCCUUGGCCUGUUAGAGGGCGGAUACAUCCCCGGGGCUCUGUUCUACCUGUCGACCUGGUACAAGAAGGAAGAGCUGAGCUCCCGCGUCACCCUGUUCUUCUUUGGCCAGAUGUUCUCCGCGGCCACCUCGAACCUGAUCUCCGCUGGCCUGUUGAAACUGGAUCAGUCGCACGGGCUGGCAGGGUGGCGGUGGGUGUUUCUUGUCGAAGGCCUCAUAACAGUCUCCAUCGACAUCAUCUUCCUCCUCCUCCUACCCACCAGCACAGCCAACACCCGUCCCCUCCUCAACUACCGCUCCCGCUGGAGCUACUUCACGCCCGACGAGCAAGAAAUCAUCCGACAGCGGUACGCGGCCGACGCACACAGCAACCCAACCGACGACAGCCGCGUCCGCAUCCGCGCGCGGGAUAUCUGGAUGACGGUGCGCAAGCCCACCAUCAUCCAACACUUUUUCUUCACGCUGGUGUCCAUGAGCGCGCUGUCCGGGCUGACCACCUACACCCCGACGCUCAUCAAAUCCUUCGGCUACGACGCCAUUCACGCCAACCUGCUGGCGUCCGUCCCGGUGUAUUGCAGCAUGGUGUUGACUUUUACGUUGGCGUAUCUGAGCGACCGCACCACCAAGCGCGGCCUCUUCGUCCUCCUCGCCAGCACCUGGAACCUCAUCGGCUACAUCUGCCUCCGCGAGAUGCCCGCCACCGCCAGCCGGCAGCGUAAGUACGGGACCAUCGUCGCGGCGAGCGUGGGGUACGCGGCUAUGCAUAUCCUCAAUGUCGCCUGGCUAGCAGUGACCUGCACCACGCCCCAAGAACGAAGUGUGGCUCUUGCCCUCGUCAUCAUGGCCGCCAAUCUCUCCGGGAUCAGCGGGGGCCAGAUCUUCCGGACGGGCGACGCGCCGCUCUACCGGCACGGGCUGACGGCUCUGUGUGCGCUGGCGGGCGCAGCGUGGGUGCAGGCGGUGGGGUUGAAUGUGUGGUAUUGGGCUGCGGGGAGGAAGAGUUCUGCACUAAAGAGGGGAGGGUAG
Messenger RNA from Aspergillus japonicus CBS 114.51, 1431 nucleotides. Its product is annotated as MFS transporter. The coding region runs from base 1 to 1431 and encodes 476 amino acids. Gene Ontology annotation, molecular function: transmembrane transporter activity. NCBI's taxonomy places the organism in Eukaryota, Fungi, Ascomycota, Eurotiomycetes, Eurotiales, Aspergillaceae. Gene Ontology annotation, cellular component: membrane. Gene Ontology annotation, biological process: transmembrane transport. The record is from RefSeq and is a predicted model, not a curated record. The transcript is spliced from 6 exons.